Manihot esculenta (cassava) is the source of this 1199-nucleotide messenger RNA. Its product is annotated as 50S ribosomal protein L18. The coding region runs from base 553 to 1029 and encodes 158 amino acids. Gene Ontology annotation, molecular function: structural constituent of ribosome; 5S rRNA binding. NCBI's taxonomy places the organism in Eukaryota, Viridiplantae, Streptophyta, Magnoliopsida, Malpighiales, Euphorbiaceae. The transcript has 3 exons. Gene Ontology annotation, cellular component: ribosome. Gene Ontology annotation, biological process: translation. The record is from RefSeq and is a predicted model, not a curated record.
AAAUAAAAAAAAUAGAACUAAAUAACCAAACAUUUAAACCCCUUUAUCCAAAAAACCCAAACUCCGAAGCAGUCGUCCAUCCCCUUCCCUCCCCCUCCCGCCGUUCCCUCUGGUACAGCCGUGCGCCUCCCGCCGAUCUUCCCUCUUCUCUUCACGCUAUCAACGUGGUCGCUGCGUCCCUAGUCCUGGCUGCUUAUUCGCUCUCCUCCGCCGCUCUCACUAGUCCUUGCAGCUGCGUCCACCGGUCCAGUCCUUCUACCGUCCGUUGCUGCUCCUCGCCGCUGGUCCUCGUCCUCAGUCACGUUGCUGCUCCUCGCCACUCAUUCUACUCCUCAGUCACUGCAGCAAGGGACUGGCUGUUUGCACAUAUGUUGAAGCAAGUGCUUGGCAAGGUUUUGAACAAGGGUUCUUGUGCAAGUGGAGGAGACAAGCUUAGAGCUCUCUUUUAUGUGCCCAUCACAGGCUUCCACAAUGGACAGGAUUAUGUCAUGAGAUGGGGCAGCUGUACAGAAUUAGUAUAUUUUCAACGCAAAGUGCCACGAUAAAUAAAAUAUGCCAAUUAUUGCUCGGCUGCAGGUUUAUUGUGCACCGAGAAGCUUCUUUGGGGUGGAAGAUUUCCUCGAUGACGACAAUAGCAGGCCAUAUACAUACCAGAAAGAAAAGAAGUCAAAAAACCCCAACAAGCAUAUGUCAUUUAAGCAACGGACCAAAGCAUACAUGGAACCAUUUACACUUGACAUAUUAAUCUCAAAGCGCUUUGUUACAGCAUCACUCACGCACAGAGUAACAAGUAAGCAGGUUGCAGUUGCUGGUACUAACUCUAAAGACAUUAAAGCUGCUCUCAAGUCCAGGUCAGACAUACCAGCAUGCUUGGCCAUUGGUCGCAUUUUAGCCGACAGGGCACGAGAAGCUGAUGUGUACACUGCUUCUUACACCCCAAGAGAGAGGGACAAGUUUGAAGGGAAGAUCAGAGCUGUGGUUCAGUCUCUUAUUGAUAAUGGAAUUGAUGUUAAAGCUUAUCUUGAUUGAAAGUUUGUUUCUUUAGUUCUCAAUUUGGUCUUAUCUGAAAAUUGCAUAAAUUGAGGACAAAUUGGGUUUGUAAAUUUAUUGUGUAUACAAUGUUAUAAAUUGCCACAAUUUUGAUUAUUUGUAUCCAAUAUUUCGGCAUUGAAAUGAUAUUGCAAACAUAUUCCAUUAAA